Molecule: messenger RNA, 2688 nt
Organism: Saccoglossus kowalevskii
Lineage: Eukaryota; Metazoa; Hemichordata; Enteropneusta; Harrimaniidae
Source: RefSeq, a predicted model, not a curated record
AUGUCGAGCACUGCUUGUUCCCAUAUUGGUGGUAGCUUUAUCGUCACUGAACGACGAGAAUCGCUUUCUGUUACAUUGCCUGCCAAACAUCACAUCGUCUUGACAGAGUUUAACUCUUCUAGCACAUUCACGGCAAACCUGGCUGGUAGAUUUCCCAGAGAGAAUGAAGAGACUCGUAUUGCGAAUUCUGAAAUCCGAGUCGGUUUGUCAGAAGAUAUUUCCCGAAAUACUCAAUGUGGUGAUAUAAUAACUGAAAGCCAGACAAGUCAGGCUAACAUUUAUUUCCAAUGUAGUCCUGAAAUAGUUGGGCGUUAUGUUAGUAUGCAGCUUGUAGACAAAUCCGAAUACCUCAACUUUUGUGAAAUGCAGGUUAUGGCAGCAGAAUACCAAAUAAAGCUAUCGAAUGUGGCAAUUGGUAAGACAGCAACGCAAAGUAGUGAUUGGUCCUCAUCGUUCCCUGCAAGCAAUGCUGUGGAUGGUAAUACCGCCACAAACUGGGGUAGUGGUAGCUGUACCAGUACUAAGAAAGAACACGGUGCCUGGUGGAAAGUGGAUCUCGGUGCAAAAUACUUUGUAUAUGAAGUAAUUGUUACUAAUCGCAAAGACUGCUGUGAAAAUCGUAUUGUGAAUUCUGAAAUCCGAGUGGGUUUGUCAGAAGAUAUUUCCCGAAAUACUCAAUGUGGUGAUAUAAUAACUGAAAGCCAAACCAGUCAGGCUAACAUUUAUUUCGAAUGUAGCGGUCCAAUAGUUGGGCGUUAUGUUAGUAUGCAGCUUGUAGACAAAUCUGAACUUCUCAACUUUUGUGAAAUGCAGGUCAUGGCAGUAGAAUACCAACCAAUACUGGAGAAUGUGGCAAUUGGUAAGACAGCAACGCAAAGUAGUGAUUGGUCAGCAUCUUUUCCGGCAAGCAAUGCUGUGGAUGGUAAUACCGCCACAAACUGGGGUAGCGGUAGCUGUACCAGUACUAAGAAAGAACUAGGUGCAUGGUGGAAAGUUGAUCUUGGUGCAAAAUAUCUUGUAUAUGAAGUAAUUGUUACUAAUCGCCGAGACUGCUGCGCGAAUCGUAUUGUGAAUUCUGAAAUCCGAGUCGGUUUGUCAGAAGAUAUUUCCCGAAAUACUCAAUGUGGUGAUAUAAUAACUGAAAGCCAAACAAGUCAGUCUAACAUUUAUUUCGAAUGUACCAAUCCAAUAAUUGGGCGUUAUGUUAGUAUGCAACUUGUAGACAAAUCUGAAUACCUCAACUUUUGUGAAAUGCGGGUUAUGGCAGAAGAAUACCAACCAAUACUAGCGAAUGUGGCAAUUGGUAAGACAGCAACGCAAAGUAGUGAUUGGUCACCAUCUUUCCCGGCAAGCAAUGCCGUGGAUGGUAAUACCAACACAAACUGGGGUAGUGGUAGCUGUACCAGUACUCAGAAAGAACACGGUGCCUGGUGGAAAGUGGAUCUCGGUGCAAAAUACUUUGUGUAUGAAGUAAUUGUUACUAAUCGCAAAGACUGCUGUGAAAAUCGUAUUGCGAAUUCUGAAAUCCGAGUGGGUUUGUCAGAAGAUAUUUCCCGAAAUACUCAAUGUGGUGAUAUAAUAACUGAAAGCCAAACCAGUCAGUCUAACAUUUAUUUCGAAUGUAGCGGUCCAAUAGUUGGGCGUUAUGUUAGUAUGCAGCUUGUAGACAAAUCUGAAUACCUCAACUUUUGUGAAAUGAGGGUCAUGGCAGAAGAAUACCAACCAAUACUAGCGAAUGUGGCAAUUGGGAAGACAGCAACUCAAAGUAGUGAUUGGUCCCCAUCUUUCCCGGCAAGCAAUGCUGUGGAUGGUAAUACCGCCACGAGCUGGAGAAGUGGUAGCUGUACAAGUACUAAGAAAGAAAAAGGUGCCUGGUGGAAAGUUGAUCUUGGUGCAAAAUAUCUUGUAUAUGAAGUAAUUGUUACUAAUCGCCGAGACUGCUGCGCGAAUCGUAUUGUGAAUUCUGAAAUCCGAGUCGGUUUGUCAGAAGAUAUUUCCCGAAAUACUCAAUGUGGUGAUAUAAUAACUGAAAGCCAAACCAGUCAGUCUAACAUUUAUUUCGAAUGUAGCUGUCCAAUAGUUGGGCGAUAUGUUAGUAUGCAGCUUGUAGACAAAUCCGAAUACCUCAACUUUUGUGAAAUGAGGGUUAUGGCAGAAGAAUACCAACCAAUACUGGAGAAUGUGGCAAUUGGGAAGACAGCAACGCAAAGUAGUGAUUGGUCAGCAUCUUUCCCGGCAAGCAAUGCUGUGGAUGGUAAUAUCAACACAAACUGGGGUAGUGGUAGUUGUACCAGUACUCAGGAAGAAGAAGGUGCCUGGUGGAAAGUCGAUCUCGGUGCAAACUACCUUGUGUAUGAAGUUAUUGUUACUAAUCGCCAAGACUGCUGUAAAACUCGUAUUGCGAAUUCUGAAAUCCGAGUCGGCUUGUCAGAAGAUAUUUUCCGAAAUAUUCAAUGUGGUGAUAUAAUAACUGAAAGCCAAACAAGUCAGUCUAACAUUUAUUUCCAAUGUACCAAUCCAAUAAUUGGGCGUUAUGUUAGUAUGCAACUUGUAGACAAAUCUGAAUACCUCAACUUUUGUGAAAUGAGGGUCAUGGCAGAAGGUAAGAAACAAACACCAUAUAUUACCUUAAAACUAAUUUUGCUGCUGUUGUUCUUCUUCUGCAGACCAUUUCACGAGAAAAAAUAA